CGGAAAAAGUACUCGGUGAAGACUUCAGAAAUCCCGGGGCGCGGGAUAACUUCCCCGCAAUCCUUCUCCGCACACGGAUGACCCUUUCGUAUGCAGUCCAGGAACCUGCAGAGAUAACUAAGGUUUCUCAUACUCUGUAGUCGUGGAAGAGGGACAGACAAAAAGAUAGAAAGGCAGAGAGUUGUUUUUCUCUUGUGCCACCGGCAUAUCAACCCUCUAUACCACCAUGACCCGGCUUCCAGAUUUAGAAGAGGCCCUCCCGACACACCACGGGCUGUUCUACGGCGGCAAAUGGCAUUCACCAUGCCAGAAGCAGUAUCGCGAGACCUUCAACCCGGGGAACGGCAGCGUCAUCACCUCCGUCGCGCAGGCUGAUCAUGAGGAUGUCGACGCGGCCGUCCAAGCGGCUGCGGAGGCGUAUCCUGCCUGGCGUGCAAUCACACCGACACAAAGAGCAGGAUACCUGCGCAAGGCGGCCGAGGUAAUUAGAAAGCAUGCGACAGAGCUGGCGCUGAUUGACGCACUCAACACGGGCAAUCCCAUCGCGGAGAUGCUCAGCGAUGCUAACGUGGCUGCAGCCAACCUCGACUAUUUCGCCGGCCUCAUCCCCAUGGUGAAAGGCGAAACAAUUCCCCGAGAGAACGACCAGUUCCAUUAUACGCUGCGUGAGCCUUUAGGCGUUGUAGCCCGCAUUGUCGCGUAUAACCACCCUGUCAUGUUUGCCGGAGGCAAGAUCGCAGCUCCAUUGGCGGCAGGCAAUACAGUCAUCGUCAAGCCGCCUGAACAGGCGCCAUUGUCGUGUUUGCGCCUGGCAGAGAUUCUCGCCGACGUUUUCCCCCCAGGCGUUUUAAGUAUUCUGCCUGGCAGUGUUCCCUGUGGCCAGGCGUUGUCGACGCACCCACUCGUGAAGAAGAUCACAUUGAUUGGUAGCGUGCCGACAGGCAAAGCAAUCCAACGCUCUGCUGCAGACACACUGAAACCCACCCUGUUCGAGCUGGGAGGGAAGAACGCCCUGCUGGCGUUUCCAGACGCUGACAUCGACCGACUUGUGGACGGAAUCACUCGCGGUAUGAACUUCACCUGGGCUGGACAGUCAUGUGGCUCGACCUCGCGCGUCUUCUUGCAUGAGUCUCAUCAUGACGAGGUCGUUCUGCGUGUGUUGGAACGCAUUCAGGCGCUGUACAAGCCUGGUUUACCGACUGAUAUGGCGACAACUAUGGGCCCUGUAAUCAGCAAGGCCGCCCAGGAGCGUGUUCUGGACUUUAUCGCCAGCGGAAAGCAAGAGGGCGCCCACCUCGCCCUAGGCGGCGGCAUUCCCACUGGCAACGCAGCCAUCGAGGGCGGAUACUUUAUCAAACCGACCGUUUUCACGAAUGUCCAGCCACAUAUGCGUAUCGCACGCGAGGAGAUAUUUGGGCCUGUCAUGUCUGUCUUCAAGUGGAAGGAUGAGGAGGAGGUCCUGCGUCAGCGGACAGUGGGAAAGAUUGAUGCUGGCUUUAUCUGGGUCAACCAGGUAGGCAGACACUUUCUAGGGGUGCCAUUCGGGGGGUAUAAGGAGUCAGGGGCUGGAAGAGAGGAGUGUCUGGAAGAGCUGCUGUCCUUCACGCAAACCAAGAGUGUCAACAUAAGCCUAGCAUAAUUCAUCAGUUCGAAAUUGUUCCGGAUGCCUCACCAUCUGGCUCUUUGGCUGUAUCUUAUAGGAUACCUGCUUCCUGGAGGUUUUUCUCGCCUUCUCCUUGGGCUCAUUUGUCUGUCUCGCCAGCGCCUCGGAGUCGCUCUCUCCCCUCUUCCCAUCUUCCCCUGUAGUGCUCCCACUUCAAGUCGGGCAGCAGCAAAAAGAGGGUGUCAAUGGUGGUUUUCUGUCAACUUACCCCUUAGCCUGGGAUUAUGG
Molecule: messenger RNA, 1891 nt
Organism: Penicilliopsis zonata CBS 506.65
Lineage: Eukaryota; Fungi; Ascomycota; Eurotiomycetes; Eurotiales; Aspergillaceae
Exons: 3
Coding region: 227-1639 (470 amino acids)
Molecular function (GO): aldehyde dehydrogenase (NAD+) activity
Source: RefSeq, a predicted model, not a curated record